AUGAUAUCGGCGCUCAUCCUUUCCUUCGCCCUCUUCGCGUUCUUGAGACUCUGUGUCAGCAUGACACUGCAUACGCGCUCAGAUACCGCAUUUGGUCUAAUCUCGCACGAUGUUGCGUAUCAUCUGUUGUGCGACCAAGGUACCAGUCUUCCUCUCAGCCCGUCUGUUCCUCGCGCCUGCUUCGAGACACGCUGGUAUAUCGCCUCAAGUUUGAGUAAUCCUAUCCCUGCGAAGAUGGACGGCUUCAUCGAUGGUAGUGGAAAGCGUUUCAUGCUCGAACCUGAUGCCGUGGUGACUUUGAAGAAUUACGAGAUUCAUGUUAACCACCAAAAGGAGAAAGCUAUCAAGGAGCAAGAUCAGAGCUGUGUGGACGUCGUGGUUUAUCUAUUGCCUGAGCGAGAGUCUACAGUGCGUGAGAGCUGGUGUCCUGGUCAAUCCCACCCAAUCGUACUCUAG
Messenger RNA from Mycosarcoma maydis (corn smut), 456 nucleotides. RefSeq lists its product as uncharacterized. The transcript has 2 exons. Lineage: Eukaryota; Fungi; Basidiomycota; Ustilaginomycetes; Ustilaginales. The record is from RefSeq and is a predicted model, not a curated record. The coding region runs from base 1 to 456 and encodes 151 amino acids.